Messenger RNA from Zeugodacus cucurbitae (melon fly), 1608 nucleotides. RefSeq names its product aldo-keto reductase family 1 member B1. Gene Ontology annotation, cellular component: cytosol. The coding region runs from base 39 to 1415 and encodes 458 amino acids. The transcript is spliced from 6 exons. Gene Ontology annotation, molecular function: aldose reductase (NADPH) activity. The record is from RefSeq and is a predicted model, not a curated record. NCBI's taxonomy places the organism in Eukaryota, Metazoa, Arthropoda, Insecta, Diptera, Tephritidae.
UAACAAAUAAUUUCUGGCUAAAAUUUUCUAAAUUAAGCAUGAAAAUAUUCAACAUAAAUUUAUUAAAAUUAAUAAGUAAAAUUCCUUUUCGGCAAUAUUCUGGUGAAUAUCGCAUAUACCAUUUUCCCGGAUUUGCUAACACAUCAAACAAAGAUAAUGUCGGCGAAAAAAAGCAAAAAAAAUUACACAUUUCGAAAACGCUUGGCGCCGCUAGUGGCAUAAGUGAUACGUUAACAGCUCAGAACAGCGCACCAGAACAUGCCAUAAAGUCAUCGCCAACAAAGAAAAGUUUCACAAACUUAUUACUGGAGGGAACUACCGUUGUUACAAAUACAAAUUCGAAAUCACCAUCAGGCGAAUGUGCCGAAAAAAAAGUUGAAAAGAAACCUGAUAAAAGCAAAUGUUUAAGAGCUGUGCCACGUUUAAAAUGGGUUAAUGAACUACCGGAAGACUGCAGAGCGAAAAAGACCGAUAUUCCAACUGUUAAAUUGCGUGAUGGCUAUGUAAUGCCCAUGUUUGGACUUGGUACUUGGCUGUCGCCAAGUGCUAAGGUUGAAAAGGCAGUGAAGCACGCUUUAAAAGUCGGUUACCGCAUGAUCGAUUGUGCACAUGCCUACGAAAAUGAAGAAGCAGUUGGUAAAGCAAUAAAGAAAUCAAUUGAAAAAUGCAUUGUUAAACGCGACGAACUAUUUAUAACCAGUAAAUUAUGGAACACAUUUCACGAUCCCCAUUUAGUAAUGAGUGCUUGCCGGCAAUCUUUGUGUGAUUUAAAUUUGUCAUAUCUGAAUCUUUACCUCAUACAUUGGCCUAUGGGGUACAGAGCUGGAGACGAACUGAUACCAUACGAUGCGUGUGGGCGUGUGAUUGGCACCCGUGUAGAUUACGUUGAGACAUGGAAAGCAAUGGAGGAGCUGGUGGCACGGCGUUUAACGCGUUCGAUAGGACUUGCUAAUUUCAAUAAGCAUCAAAUUGAGCGUAUUUGGAAAAUUGCAAAAAUAAAACCGGUUGUCAAUCAGGUUGAAUGUCACCCGUAUUUUAACCAAAAACGUCUUAUGGCAUAUUUGAAGAAAAAAGGUAUUGUACUCAUUGCAUACAGUCCAUUGGGUGCGCCAGCUAGACCCUGGGUAAAGAAAGAUGAGCCAAAUGUAUUGCAUGAUAAUCUGAUCAAGACAAUAGCUUUUAAUACUGGACGCACACCGGCGCAAAUUUGUAUACGUUAUCAAAUACAACGCGGUAAUGCAGUCAUUCCGAAAUCAGUGACCCCAAGUCGUAUUGAAAGCAAUUUUGAUGUCACAAAUUUCGAAUUAUCUGAUGAAGAGAUGAAAAUUAUUGAUAAGUUGGACAAAAAAAUACGUCGCGUGUCGCUAUCAAUGUUAGCCAAUCAUCCACAUUAUCCAUUUAAUGACAAAUUUUAAUAUUAUUUUAAAACAAAUACUUAAUAUUUAACUACUUAAUAUUACGUUUAAUAUUCAUGAAAUUCUCACCUGAUAUAUUCAACGUGCAAAAAACUGUCUUUCAAUAAUAGAAAAGCGCUUCUGGGAGUGAAAAAUUGUUAUUAUUUAGCACUAAAAUAUUUAAAUAAAUUUACACUUUAUAAAAAUAAAAGCA